This is a messenger RNA of Dioszegia hungarica, 1047 nucleotides long. RefSeq lists its product as uncharacterized. Gene Ontology annotation, biological process: mRNA splicing, via spliceosome. Gene Ontology annotation, cellular component: cytoplasm; ASAP complex; nucleoplasm. Bases 1 to 1047 code for a protein of 348 amino acids. The record is from RefSeq and is a predicted model, not a curated record. Gene Ontology annotation, molecular function: RNA binding. The transcript has 5 exons. Lineage: Eukaryota; Fungi; Basidiomycota; Tremellomycetes; Tremellales; Bulleribasidiaceae.
AUGUCAGACAGAGGCCGCUCACGCUCGCCAAAACGGCUGACUCGGUCGCCAUCAGCCGCCUCCCCAAAAAAGACUGGAAAGGACGCCGCCGAGUCGUCCAAAGUUCCCGACGAUGUCGAAAUGAAGCCUGCCGCAGGCUCUACGGAAGGCGCGGAGGCGGAAGAGAAGGCUUUCAAGGUCAUCGUUGUCAGUGGAUUGACGAAGAAUGUGCACAAGGGGCACCUGGAGGAGAUUUUUGGGGAGUACGGGAAGAUUACGGGGCUGGAUUUGCCUCUGUUCAAAGUCUCUGGACUGAACCGUGGAAAAGCAGCUAUCGAAUUCGAGAAGUCAGCCGACGCCGAGAUGGCGGUCAAGCAUAUGGAGGGUGGCCAGCUUGAUGGCGCAGCUUUGACUGUACAAAUCUCCGAACACCCCCUUCCCGCGCCUCAGCCCGCCUCUCCCAAUCCCGCACCCACAACCGGACGGAGACGAUACUCCAAUUCCCGCUCCCGCUCCCCCAUCAACCCCCCGGUCGGAAGCGAGGCGCAGGAUACGGGCGGAAACGGUCCUACUCGCGGUCGAGAUCACCUCCUCGUCGGUCCGGAGGUGGCGACAGGGGUGGAUUUGGCGGACGCGAUGUGUACAUCCCUGGCGGAGCGCGAGGAGGGAGAGAUAAUGGGUAUGGCGGGAGGGGAGGAUACGGAGGAGGAUACGGAGGACGAGGAGGACCCAGCGGGCCGGGCGGAUACGGAAAUAGGGGUCGUGGAGGAUAUGGGGGUGGUGCACCCGGACCUUCUGGCGGACGAUACCGCUCCCGGUCGAGAUCGCCCGCUCGGCGCCCUCGUUCCCCAUACGGCCGGAGACGAUCACCGUCAUACUCUCGGUCCAGGUCCAGGUCGAGAUCCCGCUCGCCGUCUCGGUCCCGAUCGAGAUCCCCUCGAAAAGGCCGUCGAGAUCGCCCCCUCGCAAGUCGAAAAAGAAGCGCAGUCCCAGUCGGAGCAUAUCGCGCUCGCGGUCGAGGAGCCCGGUGGCGAGGCGGAAGAGGAGUCCGUCCGCGAGCAGGAGUAG